AUGUACUUCGAUUUCCCUGUGGAGAUGAUGAAGUGCAACAGCCGUGGAAACGCAGGGAGAGAUGUGCAAGAACCAGUGACUUCUGAUUUCUUGUUUGAUAAAGAGACAGAGACUAUGGUUUUGAGAAGUGUUUUAAGACAAAGAGUUCACGUUUGUCAUGAAGAGAUCACCAGCGAUCGGCUGCGACUUCAUCACUGCGACGU
Eruca vesicaria subsp. sativa (arugula) is the source of this 203-nucleotide messenger RNA. Lineage: Eukaryota; Viridiplantae; Streptophyta; Magnoliopsida; Brassicales; Brassicaceae. The record is from the annotation of a GenBank genome assembly.